AUGGCUCAAGGCUCGCGACUGCAAGGAAAGGUUGUCAUUGUCACGGGAGGCGGCUCCGGCUUUGGCGCGGCUAUCGCCCGUCGAUUCGGCGAAGAGGGCGCCAAGGUUAUCGUGGCGGACAUCAAUGUCGAAGGCGGCGAAAAGGUCGCCGCGCAGAACCCCACCAGCCUGAUCUUCCAGCGCAUGGAUGUUACACAAGAGAGUGAUUGGAAGACCGCUGUCGACCUGGCAUUCUCCAAGUUUGGUGGACUGGAUGGGUUGGUGAAUAACGCGGGAACGACCUACCGGAACAAGCCCACCGCCGAGGUCACCGAGGAUGAAUGGGAGCGCGUCUUCAGGGUUAACGUCAAGAGCAUCUUUCUGGCUGGUAAAGUCGUGAUGCCUCGCUUUAUUGAGCAGGGCAAGGGUGGAUCCAUGAUCAACAUUUCUUCCACCGGCGCAAGUCGCCCACGGCCUGGUCUGGUGUGGUAUAACGCAUCCAAGGGCGCCGUUACAAACGCUACCAAGGGCCUCGCUGCCGAGUACGGUCCCCACAACAUCCGUGUGAACUGCGUUGCUCCUCUACUCUCGGGAACGGGUCUGUUUUCCAUGUUCACCGGUAUGGAAGACACCCCGGAGAACCGAGAAAAGUUCAUUGGAAACGUGCCACUGGGUCGUCUCACGGAGGCGGACGAUAUUGCCAACAUGUGUCUGUAUCUUGCCAGUGACGAGGGCAGUUUCAUCAACGGCACGGAGAUGGUGGUUGAUGGCGGCAAGUGCAUUUAA
Penicillium cinerascens is the source of this 765-nucleotide messenger RNA. RefSeq names its product SDR family oxidoreductase. The record is from RefSeq and is a predicted model, not a curated record. NCBI's taxonomy places the organism in Eukaryota, Fungi, Ascomycota, Eurotiomycetes, Eurotiales, Aspergillaceae. The transcript is spliced from 4 exons. Bases 1 to 765 code for a protein of 254 amino acids.